AUGGCCAUCGCUCCUGACGGUGACGCUGUCAUUGCUGAUGGUAAUGCCAUCACUCCUGACAGUGAUGUCAUCGCUCGUGAUGGUGAUGCCACUGACAAGGAGAAGGAGGAGGAGGAGGAGGAGGAGGAGGAGGAGGAGGAGGAUGAUGACGAUGUCAUUGCCCAGACACCUUCACGGAAGCGGGUGGUUGUGAGCACAUCGACUCAUGUUGAUGAUGAUGGCGAGCUGUUGGACCCGGACAAUAUUUCGAUGCGCGCUCUCAAGCAUAGUGCCGUGCAGACUGCGGUCGCUCAUGGUGAGCACACAGUCAACACACACCUUUCAGUCAUGUUACCUGAACUGAACUCCCAUUUACCCUGA
Sparassis crispa is the source of this 360-nucleotide messenger RNA. RefSeq lists its product as hypothetical. The record is from RefSeq and is a predicted model, not a curated record. The coding region runs from base 1 to 360 and encodes 119 amino acids. NCBI's taxonomy places the organism in Eukaryota, Fungi, Basidiomycota, Agaricomycetes, Polyporales, Sparassidaceae. The transcript has 2 exons.